This is a messenger RNA of Lytechinus pictus (painted urchin), 6214 nucleotides long. Its product is annotated as eukaryotic translation initiation factor 3 subunit C-like. The record is from RefSeq and is a predicted model, not a curated record. Gene Ontology annotation, molecular function: translation initiation factor binding; translation initiation factor activity; RNA binding. NCBI's taxonomy places the organism in Eukaryota, Metazoa, Echinodermata, Echinoidea, Temnopleuroida, Toxopneustidae. Gene Ontology annotation, biological process: translational initiation. Gene Ontology annotation, cellular component: eukaryotic translation initiation factor 3 complex. The coding region runs from base 211 to 3198 and encodes 995 amino acids. The transcript is spliced from 20 exons.
GCAUUUCACAUUGUGCACGUGUAGCCCACUUCCUAGAAUGCGAUGGCUAGCGUAUAGCUAUGCUAGCUAGAUGCGAGCGCGAGCGCGAGCGACCGCGAGCGUUCGCGCGCGCCUUCAUAUAUGGCGGAUUAUGAUUCCGAGAUUGCUCACGCAGGUUAGCUUCAUCAGUGGAAAACAUUUCAAACAUUAAAGAAGUAAACAUCAUCCAGGAUGGCAUCGCGGUUCUUCGCAGGAGGGUCAUCAACCGAGAGUGAAUCGGAAUCGAGUGAUGAUGGUAUCCAAGUACCGCAGAAACAGGUCCCAGUAACCCGAUUUUUCCUCAGUGAUGAUGAAGAGGAGACAAAACGCGUUGUGCGCAGUGCCAAAUCAAAGAGACAUGAUGAGAUAUCAGAGCUCAUUAAGCAGAUCAGGAAUCAGAAGAAGAUCCGGGAUGUCUCGAGGGUACAGACCAGUUUUGAGGAACUGAUGAGGGUUUACACCAAGGCUCAGAAUGUACUCAACACAGAGGAUGGCCAGUGCCCACGGUACUAUAUCCGUUGUCUCGUGGAACUCGAGGAAUUCGUCAAUGAGCUUUGGGAAGACAAGAAGAAGUUGAAUAAAGCCAAUGCCAAGUCUCUCUCCUCCUUGAGACAAAAGCUAAGAAAAUACUUGAAGGAGCUUGACACUCAGAUUACAAAGUACAAAGAGAAUCCUGAUGCAGAAGAUAAGGAAGAGGAGCCAGAGGAGAAGAGUGAGAAAGAGAGCGAGAGUGAAGAGGAUGAGCCUGCUCCAACCUUCAAGAAAACUCUACCUCCAAAGGUCAAACAAGAAGGAGAUUAUGAUGAUGAAUCAGAUGAUAGCUGGGAUGUAACAAUGUCAUCUGAUUCAAGCUCAGAUGAUGAUGUACCGGGCAUGACGACCCUCACGGCAGAGUAUUUCUUGAAGAAGACUACCACAGGUGAAGACAAAUCUUCAACAAAGAGGAAGGAGCGAAGGAAGGACAGAGUGCGAGUGAAAGAAGAUGAAGUUUUGGAGGAGGAGGAAGAAGAUGAAGAUGGCAAGUGGGAAAAGGUCAAAGGUGGCAUCAAACUUGAGAAGGAGAAACCCAAAAUGUUUGCUAAGGACGUGGAGAUUACCCAUUCUGUUGUUCUCAAGAAGCUCUCUGAGAUCGUUGGGGCUCGUGGCAAGAGAGGAACCAACCGAGCGGAUCAGAUUGAACUGUUGAAGGAACUCAGGAACAUCGCUAGUCAGAACAACCUUGGGUUGGGCGUUGAUCUGAAGAUAGCCUUCCAUGUGAUGUCGGCUGUCUUUGAUUACAAUCCUAAUGUUGCUACUUGUAUGAAGCCAGCCAUCUGGGAAAUGUGCUUAGCCCUUAUGAUGGAGAUGCUCAACAUUCUCAUAGAAAACCCAGAUGUUGUGUGCUCAGAGAACUUUCAUGAAGACGCCGAAAGUUUACAAGAGGCUCCGUAUAAGAUCCGUGGUUGUAUUCUGACUGUAGCUGAACGGCUUGAUGAGGAAUUUACCAAGAUGCUUCAAGCAACUGAUGCUCAUUCUACUGAUUAUGUUGAAAGGUUGAAGGAUGAGACUCUUGUGACCAACAUCAUUGUAAAACUACAAUCUCAUCUUGAGAAUACAAGUACAUCUGCUGAGAUCUGCAGGGUUUACCUGAGGCACAUCCAACAUAUCUACUACAAGUAUGAUUACGAGAAACUUCGAGAACUAGAGAAGAACCGUACCCAGACGGAAAGUGAAAAACAGGAAAAGACGGAUGAUGGUGAAGGAGAAAAAAAGAUAGAAGAGGAGACACAAAAAGAGGAGACACCAAAAGAGGAGAGCAAAUUAGAAGAAGAAGACAAAGCGAAAGAAAAGAAAGAAGAGGACUCGCUGACGCUGAUGGACCGGAUGUGUAAAUACAUUUACUCCAAGGACACCACGGAUCUGAUCAGAACUAGAACAAUGCUGUGUCAUAUCUAUCACUAUGCUAUCCACGAUCGCUGGUACACUGCUAGAGAUCUCAUGCUUAUGUCUCAUUUGCAACAGACCAUUCAAUACUCUGAUAUUCCCACUCAGAUUUUGUAUAAUCGUACCAUGGUCCAGCUUGGCCUCUGUGCAUUCCGUCAUGGUAAUAUCCGUGAUGCCCACAAUGCAUUGCUUGAUAUCCAAAGUGGUGGACGUGCCAAGGAACUUCUAGCUCAGGGUCUUUUGAUGAGGCAGCAGGAGCGUGACGCCCAGCAGGAGAAGAUAGAGAAGAGUCGUCAGCUCCCUUUCCACAUGCACAUCAAUCUGGAGCUAUUAGAAUGUGUCUAUCUUGUCUCGGCAAUGCUGCUUGAGAUCCCUUACAUGGCAUCUCACCACUUUGACAUUCGGCGUCGCAUGAUCAGCAAGAGUUUCCACCAUCAGCUGCGACUGAGUGAGCGUCAGACCCUGAUUGGACCCCCGGAGAGCAUGAGAGAGCAUGUGGUGGCCGCCUCCAGGGCCAUGCGCUACGGUGAUUGGCGGGGCUGCAAGAAGUUCCUGGUCAAUGAGAAGAUGAACAUGAAGGUCUGGAACCUGUUCAAGGACUCGAACCAUGUCAGGGACCUCAUCACUAGGAAGAUACAGGAGGAGAGUCUGAGGACAUACCUGUUUACGUAUGGUAGUGUUUACGAUUCUUUGAGCUUGAUCACACUAUCUGAUAUGUUUGAGCUUGAGAAGACUGCAGUACAUAGCAUUGUCAGUAAGAUGAUCAUCAAUGAAGAGCUGAUGGCCUCCUGGGACGAGCCAGCUGCCACUAUUGUGAUGCACCGUUGUGAACCAACCCGUCUGCAGCACCUCUCACUCCGCCUUGCAGACAAGGUCGCCAACCUGGUCGAUAACAACGAACGUCUCAUCGACUCCCGCAUGGGUGACAGCCGCUUCAAGGACCGCGGCUUCAACAAGGAUGGUGGCCGAAGAGAAGGUGGUUACAAGGACGGUGGCCGCUACAAGGAUGGUGGCCGCUACAAGGAUGGAGGCCGGAGGGAAGGUGGCUACAGGGAAGGCCGAGACAAUCGCUACCAACGUGAUAGUCAUCAGGGAGGCAACCGUUAUAGGGACCGCGGUGGGAAGGGCAACUAUAACCGAGACGGGCAAGGAAGGGACAACUACCACAGGGAUGGCCAGAGACGAGGAGGGGAUAGGUACCACCGUGAGGGUAGAGGUCGAGGAAGAAACCGUGAUCAACAGCAGAGGAACUACUAGACAAGCUUUAUGAUGUCUAUCAGAAGCAAGAUCUACAAAUCUCUGAUUCAAACUUUCUCAAAGAUUUGGAAUUCCAUUAUAUAUUUAACCACAGAUUCCAUUAUGUAAUUUCAAUAGAACAUCUAUGGGAAUUAUUGAUUUGCACAGUCAGUGUUUGGUUAAAAUAUUGUCACUUUUCCUUCACUAGAUACUCAAUUUAAGAACUAAUUUAUCUUUUAUUUAUGUUUAAGUACAGGAUUCUAUUACCCACUUUGUUGCUAUUAUUGUCAAUUGAUAAACCCUGGAAUUCCAUUCUUGUUUGAAUUACCUUUUCAUUCUUUAGCAAGAAAAUAAUGAAACUUCCCUUGUCCACCCCCCCCCCUCCUUGGUGAAUGGAAGUUAAAAGGUCAUAAUGACAUGGCAGUCAUGUUUGCAUGACAGUUUAGUUAUUGUAGGUCAAGGACUUUUAUGCCCGGUUGACACUUGGGUGCACUGUGGUGCCCGCAUUGAUGCGUGCCAGUGCGGGAUAUUUUGUGGCACGACUUGCCUGUAUCAGUGCACGAAAUGGGUGUCAUUACCCUGGGGUGUGCUUACUGCAGAGCUGCCAACCAUUACGUUUUUGCCGUAAUCAUUACGUUUUUUCAUUCAAAUUACGGCAUUAUGGUUUUUCUUUUCAAAUUACGUUUUUUGACAAUUUUGAUAAUGUGUGUACAUAAUUGUAUGUAUGUGGAGUGCGUGUUGAGCCCACUGAACUAGAAAUACGUAUUUCUAGUUCAGUGGUUGAGCCCGAGAUGAGCCUGGUAUUUGCGCGUGCGUAGUCGCCCGCCGGCCGGUUUUCCAACGCACUUUAAUAAUUUGAUAGCGUGCACGUACAUAUACGUUAGUUGAAUAUGCGAGCGGCAUGCAUGGUACGAAUCGCGAUGUAUAGCGACUGGUAAAUACGUCUGUCAUCCAAGAUGGCAACUUACGAUGACAAACGAAAGGAUCGAGGAUGAUUAUGUUUUGAUCAUCAUUUGAAAGGAAAUAACAGUAACUGCGGUCCAAGGUACGAUAUUUCUGAAUUUUAUAUAUUUUAUCUUAAAUUUGCAUGUAAUUUCUUUCCUAUAAAGUGAUGUUUUAUGUAUAAAAAAACGAUCCGAAAAUCAGAUUUCAGAAUUUAGAUCUAACGUUACUGCUAAUACGUUGUCUUUACGCACGUUUGUCCUUGCAGCGCAGAGCGAGUAGUACGAUGAAUUGGGUAGGGUAAUUCCCCAAAUGUAGUAAGAGAAGAGUCCAUUUGUAAUGGAGGGGGAUUUGGAGGUUUGAGGGAAAUUAUUAUUCCAUUUGCAAAAUUUUACAAAAAUACUCAUCAUAUAUAUUAAAGAUUGAAUCAUCAAAAGAUAUUUUUCAUAUACUUUAAAAUUAAUUGUUGUGAUAAAGAAAUGAAAUUUUGAGGCUAUUUUCUUGAAUUGAUUAAUAUCAAUUCCCUUCGGAUAACGGUACGGUACUGUCUGGUUAAUUUUCAUCAACUCGUAAUCGUAUCAAACAAAUACGAUGAAUUCGGCUUUGAAAAGACCUGGAAAGCUCUUCAUUGUCCCUUGAAGUAAUAAUUCUGGGUGAUAUUCAACAUUUAUUGAUAGUUUCACAUGAUUUAUACUAGAGAGAUGUCCUACUGCCUUUGGAAUUCAUUAAAAAAGUCGGCACUUUAGCAUUCAGUUUAGCAGGAAUGGGAAGAUUUCUUCCCCGGUUCUGGCGGCCUAGAUGUCUGCUCUAUAGUGCCGUCACUGCUGGGGAUGAUUGAGUGUGCGUGCAGUGUGAUUGAGGCUGAGCUGUGCACAUCGUGAAGUGAUUUACGAUGGGACUUUUGUGGAAUGAUUUCAACUUCUUAUCUAUAGAUCUAUUUGAAUUUUAGAUUAGAUUGAUUUAUGAAUAAUUUUUCUAUAUUUGUGGAAUGUUACAUGUACACUUCCAUUUUAUGACACUUUAAUUUUAAAGGGUACUGUUUGGCAAAAACAAUGUUACUUGGGUUGGGAAGAGAAGUCUGAAUUGAUGUCAACUUUUUUUUAUAUUUCUCUUAGUCUACAAUUUGGUAGUUUUGUCAGGAAACUCAACAUAAAACAAUUAAUUAUUUUAGAAGUGGAAAGGAAGCCCCAGAAAAAUGGGGCCCUAAAAAUGUUCACCAGAACUGAUUUUGGUGCCCCUGAAAGAAUUUUUUCUCGACAGAUCUUCACUUUGAUAAGUGCCGGAGUAGGUUGCACUACAAAAUGAAAGGCCUACUUGUCAUUUUUAGAAAAAUUUGCCUAGGUGCCCAUUUGACUAGAAUAAAAGUGGCCUUCAUGUCCUUUAGAAUGGCCUUGAUACCCCUUGAAAUUUUGGGGCAUCCAAGGCCAGUUGCCCCAAGCUGAAAGUGCCCAUUUGAAAAUGGCCUUGCCCCUCUCAAUUCUUAAUUCAAGCCCUGCUACUGACUUAAUUAAAAUAAGGGUCCAAUUUGUAACGCUCCGUUACUUAGCCCAGACUAGGCCUAGAGAUUAACUUUUUUUAAAUUGUUCACUGCAUACAUACUUUUUGCAUUGGAUGUUUGUCGCAUGUCGUUUUAAGGUUCGUUUUAACACAUUCCUUUUUUUUGUUGGAAAUUCCUUUUUUUGGCCAUAAUGAUUCCUUUUUUUGCUUGCACAAGGUUGGCAGCUCUGUUACUGUACUUUGCGCCACAAAAUUUAUAUUUCCUCCCCAACGAUUGGCACGGCUGGGUUGCACAUAGCUUACGAAUGGUUUGUGAACUUGUAAUGCGUGCCCAAAUUUUCAACAUGUUGACAAUUUUGGCACACAUAUCACGCACCUAUCCGCAAGCUGGCAUGCAUAGUUCCUGCAUUGGCCUGCAUGAGUGCGUGCCCAUGCGCAAAUUACAUGGGAACCAAGAUGCAUGCAAGUGUCAACCGGGCUUUGCUCUCAAUAUUUCACACAUAUACAUUGCAUCUGGUAAUUUCCCAAUUAAUUUUUUGUUUACAACUUUACUUCACCAAGAAAUGUUAAAAUUUUUUGCCCUCAAAGGGCCUUUUUG